CCCACCCCCGCAUCCUGAUUCCUCUGUGUGUCUUCCCAAGCUCCUUUUCUCUCCUGGCUUCUACCUUGUCUUUACCGCUCCGUCGCCGACUCCCGCAAUGCCCCUUUCCUCCCCCCAAACGCCCCUUCCUCCGUUUCUUCAGGCUUAUGGUCUAAAUCUUCGUCCUCUUCUCCCCAGCUCUUCCUCCGGCUCCUUCCCUGCUCCUCCUUUCCUCUCAUCCUGCCCCCUGCAGCUCCUCCCCAUCUGCUAGUCACCCCCCCCCCCACUUUCUCAGGAUCCUCUUCUCUCUCCACUCUUAUUCUGGAUUUUGCUCUUGACAUCUGCCAUUUUCUCCGGCUCCUCUCUCCUCUCCCUCCAGAUCUCAUCUUCUCUCCUCACUGCCACCCUCCUCCCAACACCUCUUCCGUUCCUCCUUUUCCCCAGCUCCUCCUCCCCCUCCAACCUUUUCGCUUCCCUUCACCAUCCCUUUCCGACUGCUCCGCCUCUCUCUCUGCCCUCUGUUGUCUGCCUCGCCCCGCGGAGUGAUCGAUGGGUCCCUGCGCAGCCAGUCCUCGGCGCUCGGCUCGCCAUGCCUGCGACGCUGCCAUGGAGACGUAGCCGCAGCCUCCUGGCCCUGCCCGGGACCUGGAGCAUCUGCGUCACCUGGGCCACGCGUGUCCGCGAGCGCCGGUCUAGAAGGCUGCUCCGCUGGAGCGUCUGGACAGGGCCGGGCAAGCGAUACUUUUGCCAGAAGCAGGGGGGCGCAGGACGUGGGGCUUGCAUCCUCCCUCCUCCCAGGAACUCGGCUCCAUAGUUGAGGGACGCUUCUCGCACCCGCGGAAACCCUGGCACCACUAACCAUCCGUGGGUUAUUAAGGGACCUGCGAUUGGCCCACACGCCUCACCCUUCUACCCAGCUCAGCUGGCCACAUCUUGUCACCCUUGGUAAGAGAGGAAGACUGGCUAGAAAAGGACCUGAACCAGCUCUAAGUACAGAUUCCAACUGCGUUUCGAGUGGUGUGGACAGGUCAGCCCCUGCUUCAGACUUUACAAUGCUCGUUCUCUCGGGACCCUGGAUACAUCUUGAGCUCAGAAGCAUUGCAGGGGCAGUGGACACCUAACAGGCCGCCAAGAGUGGUGUGGAGUUUCCGUCAACGCUAUACAGCUCUACUGUACAGAGCUUGGACCACAGCGCCAAUCUGACCCACUUUCUGUCUGGAAUGGCUCUCACAUGGCUUCUGAACAGGGUCAGAGGUGUCUUGGCUUCCCCUGCCCUCCUGAGAUCUUGCCCAUGGAAGGUCUGAGUUGCCUACUUCCACUAUUAAGUUGAACGAGGACUCCUUAACCCAACAGCCAUCAAGGCUGUUGGCCAACUAGUUAACAGCCCAAAGCAGCCAGCUGCUUCUGACCUAGGAAAGCCAGGUGUGCAGGAGCUUGGGGCUGGGGGAUGAGCGGUAGGGUCCCGCUGGCAGAGAAGGCCCUGUCAGAACGCUAUGCCCGCCUCCGGUACAGGGACACUUCCUUGCUGAUUUGGCAACAGCAGCAGCAGAAGUUGGAGUCUGUACCACCUGGUACAUACCUGAGCAGGAGCCGCAGCAUGUGGUACUCCCAGUAUGGAAAUGAGGCCAUCUUAGUCCGAGACAAAAACCAGCUUGGGGUCUCUAAGGACACUGGCCAGUCUAAGUUUUGCUCAAUCAUGUAAUUCCAGGGAGGUCCUUGAUGGCUGUGAAGAUCAAUCUGUGGUAUGAAAACUCAACACCCAAGAAUAUCACCCAGCCCUCUAUCAAUGGCACACUGCCGAGGCCCUGGCAAUGCUUCCAGACAAAAAGAGAGGCCAGUGAGAUGUCCCCAGCUCCUGUGAGCUGCUUGCCUGACACAGAAUGGGUCAGGUCCAGGGUAAAGAGGGGACUCUCUUCCUGGAGGGUCUCAGAUCUGUCAGUUUACUGCAGUGACAUGUGAAAAGGGGCCAGAGCUGGGGUGGCAUUUCAAAACCAAGAGUUUUGAACAGGGUGACCAACUGUUAUCCAUUACUGCAUUGUGGUUAGCACCCACACUGGUCUUGUAUAUAGGUGUGUUGUGUCCUAAACACCUUAAGUAAAACCCUCCAAUUUAAAGCUCCAUCUAAGUUGCCUGGGUCGAUUCCAAACUUAAUCGCGUGGGAAAGAGCAUCUGCCCAAUGGUGGGGCAUCGGGACCUCCUUUCUACCAGGUUGCAGUGGUCUAUCACAUGUUCCACCUCAGUACACAUGGUGUGGACAGCUGGAACAUACUUGCCUACGUAGCAGUUCAAGUCUGUGUGGCUAUGCAAAUUCGGAGAUGUUUGUCAAAGUUGAGCCUUCUAAAUAAACGUCCUAAGACUCUA
Molecule: messenger RNA, 2340 nt
Organism: Peromyscus maniculatus bairdii (prairie deer mouse)
Lineage: Eukaryota; Metazoa; Chordata; Mammalia; Rodentia; Cricetidae
Gene: Brd3os
Product: BRD3 opposite strand
Source: RefSeq, a predicted model, not a curated record